AUGACUGGUCCAAUGUCAUCCAGCGAGAAGUCUACAAGAAGCAGUGGUGAAGAGCGUGGGCAGAAGAAAAUCCUUCUUCUUACAAGCAGCGAAUAUGGCCAAGCCAAUGUCAUCCUAGCGGUUGCUUACGAGCUACUCCUGCGUCGAAAGUAUCAAGUUCACUUCGCAUCCUUUGCACCCCUCGAAGGUCGUAUCAGAGAACUCAACGAGCUAGCCGCAACGGACGAUUCAACAGCCGCUUUAUUCCACACCGUUCCAGGUCCUUCAUCUUCUGAAGCUCUGGCUGCCAAAGAUGAUUUCAUAGGACCAUACCCCCCUGGAAUUCGAGGAGCUUUAGAUACGUAUCGAGUGACUCUUCCAGCAAUAGCUAAUACUUGGGAUGAGCGUGAAUACAUGCUGGGCUACGAGAGUUGUAUACACAUUUUGCAAGCUGUCAAUCCCGAUAUAAUCGUGGCCGAUCCCCUCUUCAGCCAAGGACUCGAUGCCUGCUUGAAAAUAUCACGGAAGUGCGUUAUCCUGAGUCCGAAUACGUUUCAAGAUAUUCUUCGCAAGAGGCAGCCACUGUCUAGACUUCAGUUUUUUCUAUAUCCAGCUAUCUCAUCCGCAUACCCAUAUCCCGUUCCCUGGCAUCUCAUCCCAGCAAACAUCUACCUCAAAACCCGUCUGAUUUUGACCCUCAUCACAUCCCCCACAGUCAGGGCCCUCAUGUCAUGGCGCAAAGCUCAAAAUAUCCCCGCCCUACCGCCAGUCUUCAACAUCUGGCAAAAGGAGAACCACUACCUAGUGCCCUCAAUUCCCGAGACCGACUUUCCAUGCUACCUCGAGUCCAAUGUCACUGCCUGCGGACCGAUUUUGCUUCCAUUCUCGUUGGUGUCGGAAACAGACCCGGAGCUUCAGGCGUGGCUUAUGCGUUGUCCUACCGUGCUGAUUAAUCUUGGGUCACACAUCCGAAUGGAUGGAUCUAUGGCGCGGCAAUUUGCAGCAAGUCUGAAGCAGUUACUUCACAACAGACCUGAUAUUCAAGUUCUAUGGAAAUUGAAGGCUCCCGGCGCAUCAGCAUUUCAAAAUGGGACGAAUUCGAAACUAAAUCUAGAGGGCGGUUUUCGGGCCACUGGACUGGAAGAAGGACCACUAGAUGCAAUUUCGAAUGAGCUCGCUGCAGGAAGGGUCAAAGUGCUAGAAUGGCUUUCGGUAGAUCCAUUAGCUGUGUUACAAACCGGUCGUGUGAUUUGUUCUGUGCAUCACGGAGGCUCGAAUUCUUUCCACGAAGCUCUGAGUGCUGGAGUGCCACAGAUCGUCCUGCCCUGCUGGCUCGAUACCUUCGAGUUUGCCAACCGCGUCGAGUACUUGGGUAUUGGCAUCUACGGAAGUCGAAGCGCUGCACCUAGUGUCGAGGCUGCAGAAUUGGCUAGAGCUUUUUCGCGAGUAUUGGGGCACGGUGGGGAAGCUUUGAGGAUGAGGCAGAAAGCCAAAGAGCUGGCGGAGAUCAGUGGGAGAUUUGGCGGGCGCGCGAAAGCGUGUGAGAAGAUCAUCAAGCUUUUGGAGCGCAUAUGA
Messenger RNA from Lachnellula hyalina, 1554 nucleotides. It is a transcript of the gene sdnJ, whose product is annotated as Glycosyltransferase. Lineage: Eukaryota; Fungi; Ascomycota; Leotiomycetes; Helotiales; Lachnaceae. The transcript has 3 exons. Gene Ontology annotation, molecular function: UDP-glycosyltransferase activity. The record is from RefSeq and is a predicted model, not a curated record. The coding region runs from base 1 to 1554 and encodes 517 amino acids.